CUUGUAAGACUCUUUGUGCAGCCACUUGUAACUGUCAGUCUUCAGGUGUUUGUUAUAGACGAACACACUCAGAUAUUUCGGUCAAGCGAGGAAAGAUAGAUACUCAAGUUCGGAAAUGUUCACGUUAUGCAUACUUGUGACCGUCUUCAUACCGAGCGUUUGUGGUAACAGCUGGUGUUCCUGGGGCACAUAUGGAGACGCAUGUGACAAAAUCUGCAGUGCGCACUGUCGUCCUCGUCCUCACACAAACACUGUUCACUGUCACAUAGAAACUGGUCUGUGUUCAGAAGGAUGUAUUGCAGGCUGGUAUGGUGAUGAAUGCAACAAAGGGUGCAGCAAGAAUUGUAUGAACAACAUUUGUAGUCACGAAGAUGGAACGUGUACAGUUGGGUGUAAAGAUGGCAAAAAGGGAAAUUUUUGUGAAGAGGAAAACAACGAAAGGAAAUCAAAGGAGGGUACAGAAAACGCUUGGAUCGCUUUCACAUUUGCCGCUGUGGUGGGGAUGGCGAUGAUGGUGGCGAUUGUAAUCAUUCUAGUGAUUGUAUGCGUCCGUCUUUGCCAUAAUAGGCGAGGACCAAGUACCGUGAAAGACGGUGAUCAUGAAACCUCAUCCUUCAUAUCGAAUGUGACACAGAAAGUAUAGAGAUCGUGCAAGUAAUAGUCAAAGUGUGACAGCCUCCAUUGUUGCAAAACAUCAAAUGGAACUGUAUUGUCACGGCGACCGAUGUGGAACAUCCAUGGUAUGGAUGAACAGUUUUAUCUGAAGGCCAAUUACACUGUAGCCAUGGCAUGUAUAUAUCUAGAAUCACUUAAUCAUAAUUGUUAAUUCCCAUUGACUUUCAGGCAUCCUGAACGAGCUGUGCACCUAUGUCACUUCCCAUUAUUACUGUUGUUUACAUUUAUGGCUUAAUCCGUGUCGGGGCGGUCGGGUAGCCUAGUGGUUAAAGCGUUCGCUCGUCACGCCGAAGACCCGGGUUCGAUUCCCGACAUGGGUAUAAUGUGUGAAUCCCAUUUCUGGUGUCCCCCGCCGUGAUAUUGCUGAAAUAUUGCUAAAAGCGGCGUAAAACCAAACUCACUCACUCACUUAAUCCGUGUCAACUGACCUUGAACAUGGAGACACUGAAUUGAUAGCAGUACUUGGGGCGAGGCAUAAAGACUGACACCACCAAACCCCCACCUUCCACACACACUGUUUUCAAAACGAAUAUAUUUCUUAAACGUUUUUCUUUACUAAGGUGCUGUAGAAUCGCUGCACGUUUACACAACAGGCUUAAUUCAAAACCAAUUAAUCGUUUCAACAAAAUCAGUAAAUGCACCAUUGUCUCACUAGAUUUGUUCGUUCAUCGACCCCUUGUUUGAUCACAGGCCGCCAUCACAUUGCAGGAGUAUUGCUGUACAGCGUCAGACAAUAAAUACUUACUUAUUUGUGUGAUUUGCGGGUUCUUCCGGUAGGGCAGGACAUCCUUACCCUUUUCGCUAACACCUGGUAUCAUUACCGGUUUUAGAUUGCCCAGCCAUAUCAUUUUCACAACUAUUUUGCCUUUUACGCAAAAUGGUAUCUGUUUCAGUGGAUAAUCAAGACUGGUUAAUAUCUUGCAUUGGCAUUUUAUAUUAACCGGUUCGAGAGUCGAGGUGAAAAUAAAUUAUUAUGACUGACCGGAUAUUAAAAAAAGUCAAACUUGAAAAUAUUUUCUCCACGCGGCCUUAAAAUAGAAUGUACUGAAUGUAAAGGUCACGCGUGUGUCGUACAGGGAUGAAAUCUUCUGUUUGUUUUGAUUGGUUAUCCUUUACCCUUUUAAUUGUUACAUGCUAAAACUAUGUUUUCAUUUAUAUAGGAUAUGUAACACUAUGUCAUGUGGGCCGCUGGCCUCCAUGUCUUUGUGAACACAUGAUAUCAGAUCUGGGGCUCUUUCAUGUGACAUUCUGCACAAAUAGGUCAUGCAGAUAACCUUUAUCAUGAGGAAGAUUCUUUUUUUUCAAAUCAUUCAAAAUCUAACGUGCCACAAUUUAGACAUCAGGUGAGGUGAAAUGAAGCUUAAUGCCGCGUUAACGUCGCGUGCAAGAUUAUUGCGACACUCGUGUACAUGUCCGUCUGUCUGUCUGUCUGCUUGUACUAGUCCCCACUGAUGUCGGUUUUCUAGUGCCACUGAGAUACCAAGACGCAGUUUCACAUAACUACUAGGUCGGCGUCGUAGCCCAGUGGUUAAAGCGUUCGCUCGUCACGCCGAAGACCCAGGGUCUGAUUCCCCUCGGGGCUACAAUGUUUGAAACCUUUUUCUGGAGUCCCCACUGUGCUAUUGUUAGAAUAUUGCUAAAAGUGGAGUAAAAUCAUACUCACUCACUCAUUUACUUAACAUAGCAAUCCAGCUCAGGCACGGUAUACUGACUUCGAGCCGACCAGACCACAGUUUAUCUCUUUAAUGGCGAGCGCCAGCCACGAUCUCUUCAAGUAUUAUACUUUAACGUCUUUAAGUAUGAAUCUACUAGAUCACGUAGGCGGUCGCCUGCAAAACAAAGAAUAUUUACAUUAAAAUAGCGUGCGAAAAACCGUUAGUUUCCCAAGAACUAUCCACGCACCAUCCUGGAGUAUGUCGCCUCGCAUGGAGUACCGGGUAACCGGCGACAAUUACAUGUCAAAUGCAAACAACAGAACUUAAAAUUAUGGGAAGGCUUCAACAAGUUAUCGACAUCAUAAUCUCGUGUUGGUGGACGAGGCUUGAAAAAAGACACCAAAUGUCGUCGUAGCUCCGCGGGCGCGGCCGUUUAGAUGAAAGUACAGUGCAUUGUGCUUCAUGAAUUACCCUCCCUGCGCCCAUUCCCUAUGCAACUCUCCUGCGUAUAAGUACUAACUCACUUCCUCAAAGAAGCGAACUUUAUCGAAUUUCACGACGCGAUAUUUCAUAUUUUUUUCAAUAUGUUGUUACAUGCGUAUUUAUUUCGUGCCUUUGCUUUCACCUGUCGACAAAUUUGGAGUACGCAUCAUUAUAUCAUCUAAGCUUUGACAUAUAAUGCUUGUACGUUUCACUGACAUUCCAACUUGAUCCAUGUCUUCGCGAGGUAUCUAGCUGUAAUAUGUACUUUUGUAUCAUUUUAUGUUUACAAUCCGACACCACAUAUAUGACACAAUUGUUUCCUACUGUUGAGCGCCAUGGCAAUACCUGCAUAACGGGAAUCUGGCUUAUUUGUUAACUGUUCUAAUGUUUUAUAUUAUUUCAUUUCAUUUGUGUAUUUAUAAAUAAAGCCGACAUGUACACGUUUGGACUGCGUGUUUUGUUAGCUUCGUUUUUAUUGUUUUUAUUAGGUAUCUAAGUUCGUGUUAACAUUAAUCUAUCUCCUAACUGGUCCGUCUUGCACAAAUGUCCUCUGUUGCAAAACUCAUACAGGGUUUGUGUAGACUCCGCAUGCUGGACAAGACUUCAUAUGUUUGCCAACUGUACAUGUAUAUGUACAUUGUGUAAAGUGUGAUUUGUAAGUGUGUCAAACACAGUGAAACUAUUGUUCUCUCAGUAUAUUUUACAAUUGUACAUUUGUUAUCACAAUUAAAUGUCAUUUUGUGUUACAUAAUUAUUAAGAAGGACAUGGUUAUAACUUUGAAUUUUACCUAUUGUGUCAUUUGGAAUAUUGGUCCAUGUGAUUAACACGAGGUAAUACUAUUAUUAUUUUUUGCAGCUAUAAAGCUACAUUUGAAGAAUUAUGUUGUUCUCACUAAUAAAAACAUCAUCCUACA
Haliotis rufescens (red abalone) is the source of this 3727-nucleotide messenger RNA. RefSeq names its product multiple epidermal growth factor-like domains protein 10. The transcript is spliced from 6 exons. The record is from RefSeq and is a predicted model, not a curated record. Lineage: Eukaryota; Metazoa; Mollusca; Gastropoda; Lepetellida; Haliotidae. The coding region runs from base 116 to 643 and encodes 175 amino acids.